Messenger RNA from Fraxinus pennsylvanica, 1470 nucleotides. The record is from the annotation of a GenBank genome assembly. NCBI's taxonomy places the organism in Eukaryota, Viridiplantae, Streptophyta, Magnoliopsida, Lamiales, Oleaceae.
AUGGCGGAACAAGCGGUCGAAAAGAGUUCGCCUGAAAAUGACGAUUCGAAGUUGGAAAAUGGUGAAAAGAAGAAAGAGGACCUGACAUUUGAUCCAGAAUUCUUCAGUUGUAUGCUUCAGCCUUCGCCUUCAGAUUCUGAUUCUGAUCCCAAUUACAUUGGAAUCCGCCGCCUCCUCCUCUUUCGUAAAGCUCAGUCUGGUGUCUUACGCCGCAAGGAUUGGAGAUGUAAUGGAAAAGGUUACGUUGCCUUUCGUAAUUACAUUAAUAGGCCGAGAAAUUGGGAAGGUUUACAAACACCGAGUUACCCUAGUACUCCAGGACAGAGUGGACGAUGGAUGCCAUCUACAAGUCCACCCUCCCAUUUGUUUGAGGUGGACAGCUGGGGUACAAGCAGGGAUUUACGAAGUGGUGAUCGAGCAUUGAGUUUCCGCACAAGUGUCAGUUCAAACGCGAGUGAUACAGAGCUCCCACGUAGAAGGGGCGAACCUGCAUAUUCCUUUGUAGGAAUGCACUGCAUUUUUGACCAGUGCAAGGCCAUGGUUACGGUCAUAAAGUUUGGGCACAUGAGUUCUGAUCUACUUGCCUAUGGAGCAUCAGAUGGAAGCUUGACUGUAUGCACUGUUUCUACGUCACCUACAGUUCUCAAGCGGUUAGCAGGACAUACAAAAGAUGUCACAGAUUUUGACUUCUCAGCUAACAAUCAGUACAUCACAUCUUCCUCAAUCGACAAAACUGUGAGAGUAUGGGAUAUCUCGAAAGGCCUUUGUAUGAGGGUGAUUUAUGGAGUUUCACCAGAACUUUGUAUUCGUUUCCAUCCGGUGAACAAUAAUUUUCUUUCAGUUGGCAAUGCAAACAAAGAGAUAAUGGUGUUCAAUUUCAGCACUGGAAGAACAAUCAGUAAAGCGACCUUUGACAGUGAGGUUACUGCUAUGGACCAUGACCACACUGGUCAGAUUAUUUUCUGCGGUGAUGCUAAGGGAUAUGUAUACACAGUUAGGAUGGACUCACGUACAGGUGCCUUAUCUAGGUCUCAUCGUAAUAAAAGUAGCAGCAAGCAAAAUUCUCCAGUCACUACUGUGCAGUACAGAACCUUUUCUUUGCUUGCCCGAGGUCCUGUGUUGCUAACUUUUUCUCAAGAUGGAAGUUUGUCUUUCUUCAGCGUCUCUUUGGAGAUACAAGGUUAUUUGACUGUUCGUUGUACACUUAAAUUGGCUCCACGACUGCAUAGCAUUCGCGCCUCUUUCUGUCCUCUACUUUCUCUUGAGAAGGGAGAAUUUAUAGUUGCCGGGAGUGAAGAUGCUAAUGUCUAUUUCUACGAUUUAACUCGACCAAAGCACACGUGUGUAAACAAACUACAGGGUCAUGGCUACCCGGUUAUAGGCAUUGCUUGGAACCAUGGAGAGAAUUUGUUGGCUUCUUCAGAUUUUGGUGGAACCGUCAUUGUAUGGAAAAGAGCAAAGACAAGUUGA